AUGUAUCUACUCUCUCCCCUUAUCCUGCCUUUCAGUAUCUCAUCAAGGGUGUCACAUAUGGAAUGCCGCCAGAGCAAUGUAUAUGUUCUCUCGCCCUCAGAGCUUGCCAGCCUUGCGCCUUACUCGCAAUUCGCCCGUGCAGCAUACUGCCCCCCCAGCACCGUCGAUGGCUGGAUGUGUGGUGAAGCGUGCGAUGCGGUACCAGACUUCCUGGUAUCGCUUACAGGCGGGGAUGGAAGUGACACGCAAUACUACUAUGUCGGUUACUGGCUCUCCGGAGACACAGUCAUCGUAGCCCACCAGGGGACGGACACAACUAAGCUCCUUGCGUAUCUCACUGAUGUCGACAUAUUCUUGGAAUCGCUUGACCCGUUACUCUUCCCGGGCAUCAGCUCCAGCGUGCAAGUGCACAGCGGAUUCGCGAAUGAACAUGCCAAGACUGCACCUACCAUCCUCGCUGGGGUUGGCCAUUCCCUCGGUGGUGCACUCGCCGAACUCGAUUGUCUCUUCCUAGCCCUCAGUCUGCCUUCCAACAUUGCCAUCAAGGGUGUCACAUAUGGGACGCCACGCGUGGGCAACCCUGCAUGGGCUAGCUUCUUCGAUUCGACUGACCCAAUACCCAUCGUCCCAGGCAUUUUCAUGGGCUUCUCACAUGUUCAUGGGGAGGUACACAUAACAGAACCCAACUAUGCAGUCUCCUGUCCCGGCAACGAUGACGCAACCGACGCAAACUGUACGAUCAUGACCGUUCCAAACGUAUUCGAUAGUAACAUGCUGAACCACUUGGGGCCCUAUCAGGGGAUAUAUAUUGGUAGCUUAUUCUGUACUUGA
Pisolithus orientalis is the source of this 831-nucleotide messenger RNA. Its product is annotated as Alpha/Beta hydrolase protein. Bases 1 to 831 code for a protein of 276 amino acids. NCBI's taxonomy places the organism in Eukaryota, Fungi, Basidiomycota, Agaricomycetes, Boletales, Pisolithaceae. The record is from RefSeq and is a predicted model, not a curated record. The transcript has 9 exons. Gene Ontology annotation, biological process: lipid metabolic process.